Messenger RNA from Triplophysa dalaica, 2588 nucleotides. RefSeq names its product transcription factor AP-2 gamma (activating enhancer binding protein 2 gamma) (gene tfap2c). Gene Ontology annotation, biological process: anatomical structure development; regulation of transcription by RNA polymerase II; regulation of cell population proliferation. Gene Ontology annotation, cellular component: nucleus. Bases 225 to 1544 code for a protein of 439 amino acids. The transcript is spliced from 7 exons. Lineage: Eukaryota; Metazoa; Chordata; Actinopteri; Cypriniformes; Nemacheilidae. Gene Ontology annotation, molecular function: RNA polymerase II transcription regulatory region sequence-specific DNA binding; DNA-binding transcription factor activity, RNA polymerase II-specific. The record is from RefSeq and is a predicted model, not a curated record.
GUUCAUGCAAAUAUAGUAGUGAGACUUUGAGUGAGUAUUGUCGAGUACAGACAGAGCAACGCUCGUGUCCGUCUGCGCGUGAGUUCAGUUCAUCUGUCCUGCUGCUUCACAACAGAGUUGAUGCUUCACUUCUGUUCAGCGCGCGUUUCUGGAUUAAAAUCUAGACCACAGGCAAACAUCUCAACAGCUCCACACAUUCACGAUCCACGCGUGUGAACGGCACAAUGUUGUGGAAAUUAGCAGAUAACGUCAAGUAUGAGGAUGACUGCGAGCAGGAAAGACAUGAUGUUAGCAGCAAUGGGAACUCCCGGUUACCUCACAUUCCCGCGGGGAGCCAGCACCUCUACAGUCCGCAUCCGUCCCUGUCGAACACCGCCAGCUCGGACUUCCAACCUCCGUACUUUCCGCCGCCUUACCAGCCCCUGUCCUACAGCCAAUCUGGCGACCCCUACUCUCACCUGGGUGACCCGUUUAAUAUCAACAUACACCAGUCCACGGCAUCACACCAGCAACAGUCAUGGCCCGGACGGCAGGGUCAGGAGGUCAUCGGAGCGCACGGUCGCAGCGGGCUCGCCAGUCCCAUUCUGGGCCUCGAGGGAUCGUCCGGGAUGCGCCGGGAUGCCUUCAGGAGACCAGAGCUUCUCUCCCCGCACUGCAUCGAUUCCAUGGCCGACAACAGUGGCCUGCACGAGCUUGGUCACGGGUUAGACGAGGUACAGCACGAAGGUGAUCACGGUCUCAUCGUUCCUGAUCAUACAGUCAUCAAAAAAGUGUCCAUGCCGAAGGGAAACGCCUUUGGAAUUCCCUUCCAGAAGGAGCAGCUGUUGGGAAUGGUGUCCAAUCCCACCGAGGUCUUCUGUUCUGUACCCGGUCGUCUCUCUCUUCUCAGCUCCACCUCCAAAUACAAGGUGACCGUGGCGGAGGUUCAGAGACGCUUGUCUCCGCCCGAGUGUCUCAAUGCCUCCUUGCUGGGAGGAGUGUUGCGCAGGGCAAAGUCGAAGAAUGGCGGCCGUUCCCUGCGGGAGAAACUGGAUAAAAUUGGGCUAAACUUGCCGGCCGGUCGCAGGAAGGCUGCUAAUGUCACCUUACUAACAGCCCUGGUGGAAGGUGAGGCCGUGCACCUGGCCAGAGAUUUCGGGUACGUCUGCGAGACAGAGUUUCCUGCAAAGGCCAUCGCGGAAUACCUCGGCCGACCACACGUGGAACGCAACGAGAUCAACUCUCGCAAAACCAUGCUGUUAGCAGCCAAGCAAAUCUGUAAGGAGUUCACGGAUUUGCUGACUCAGGACCGCUCGCCUCUGGGAAACUCCCGGCCGGCUCCCAUCCUCGAACCCGGGAUCCAGAGCUGCCUGACUCACUUCAGCCUCAUCACCCACGGCUUCGGCUCGCCGGCCAUCUGCGCGGCCAUGACCUCGCUGCAGAACUACCUCAACGAGGCGCUCAAGCAGGUGGACAAAAUGUACGUGAGUUCUAGCGGAGACCACUCGCAGGCCUCCUCCGACGGCAACAGUAAAGUAGACAAGAUGGACAAGCACAGAAAGUGACAUUUGUGGGACAGGACCGUUUGAAAGCAAUAAUCGCUUUUAUCGCGGAAUCACGUUUUUACCGGAACUGAUUCGAUGCUAUUGUAGAUUCUGUUGCCGUUUCGCUUUGUGUGUUUGUGUUUUUCUCCGAGCGUCCAGGUUAAGCUUGAACUCAAUGCCCUCUUUUCACGUCUUCCAGCACUUUCUUCUCCGCAAAGACGUAAACACAUUUCAAAAACGUAGCCUUCGUGAGAGCCGAGCGCCAAAGUUCCUUGUCGAGCGAUCCCCGCAGGGCCACAGCACGAGCGAUGUUUCAGAUGAGCAUCGGGAAGUCGUUUUCUCAGAGGGGAACCGCAAAGAGGAAGUUGUUGAGUUUCCCAAAGACAUCAAUUCAAGAGUUUAUGUGGAUUUUAACUAUGUUUUACCGCCAAUCUGGGAGGAGGAAGUCUGGUUUAUGUGCGUCCUCCUCCGUGGUGCCGCACCUCCUUUUGGACUUAUCGUGGAUGUGAUGAUCUUUCAGACAUUUUAACUACUUCUACGCUCAACUUCGUUGGAUGCAGUGUUAUAGUUGUUAUGUGUGUUCGAGUGUUGUGGGCACGCGUGUGUGCGUGGAUGAAUGCGAUUACUAAACAAACCCACUUCCACAGUGAACCUUUGCUAUGUGAGAAAUGCUGUUUUAAGAAAAACAUACGAUCUUUCGUCUGGGAUGAAUUCGAUGAGUGUUCACGUGAUGGUAUCAGAUAUCAUGCGGUUGAGUGUGCUUGCAUGUGUCGUAUGACCUUGUUUCGUCUUCUUCAUGCCCCCACGUCAAACUAGAAGUGAAAUGUUCCUUUUGUCUUUCCCCUAAUGUAAAUAUUUUCUAAUUUAUGUUGUAAUUUAAUGGGAUGUGUAAAUAUUGGUACAAUUACGGUGUUUGGUUUAACUUUUUAAAAAGACGUGUUCAGCUUUUAUAAAGGGGUUGCUUUUUUAUCAUAUAGUGGUUAGGCUACGGGUUUGAUAUUCUUUCAUGUGUAAUAUUGGUUUAAAGCUGUAGAUGACAUGCAGAAUAAAACACAGCAGUCUCUA